Messenger RNA from Ruditapes philippinarum (Manila clam), 1967 nucleotides. RefSeq lists its product as uncharacterized. The record is from RefSeq and is a predicted model, not a curated record. Bases 15 to 905 code for a protein of 296 amino acids. NCBI's taxonomy places the organism in Eukaryota, Metazoa, Mollusca, Bivalvia, Venerida, Veneridae. The transcript has 2 exons.
UGGAACAAAGUGAUAUGGAAAAUGAGUAUGUUGAUUUGGCCCGAGCACCUAAUAUGCAAAUUGAAGAUGAAAAUGAUUUUUUAGAUAGCGAUGACAGUAUUGGCCACAGACCUGCAAGGCAUGCUAGAAGUCGAGAUAUGACUAAAAGGCUGAUUGAUUCCAUGUUUGGAGAGGACGAUGUGUCCCAUGUUAGUGAUGAUGAAGAUUGGGGCCUGCCUAAAAUUAAGCAGAGAAAUAAAGGUGAGGCAAUUUCUUCCUCCUUAGCUAAACUCAUUAAAACUGCCUGCACCGCACUUUGUGACAGUGAUGAACUUUGUGAUAAAUAUCCUGUACCAGCUAACUGUGAGAAGUUGAAUCCUCCAAUGGUGAACAUGGAAAUUUGGAAGGUUAUGGAUAAACGUUCUCGGUCUCAUGACCGUCUAUUUCAGGAUAUUCAGUCGUUGUUAGCAGCUGGUAUGGUGCCCAUUAUUAAGCUGGCUAAGAUUUUGAUUACCUCUAUUUCUGCUAAACCACAGGCUAAACAGUUACUAUCUGAUUCUUUGUCAAUUCUUGGACAAGCACAGUAUAACAUUAGUAUCAGACGUAGAUAUUUGAUUCGUCCAUCAUUGAACAAGAGGUAUAAAAAUUUGUGUAACAUGUCUGUCCCUAUUUCAACCUCUCUUUUUGGUGACGAUAUUUCUAAAGAGAUUAAGCAUUGUGAAGUAGGGGUUAAUCUGGGAAAGGAUUAUAACGCACAGUAUAAUAGGAAUUCUUUCAGAGGUCGUUUUUCUAGAGCAAGGCAUUUUAACAGAGGAAGAAUGACACCUUAUCCACAGGUGCGGGGUGGUUAUUCCCAGAGAGCUCCCAUGAGGAAGGGAACAUUUAAGUCCGCCACUGUGACGGCACCCCCAAACGGGGAGAAAUAAGUUCGGUAGGUUGCCGCGUCACAAGGAUCUGAUGAUUAUGCCUCAAGAUUCCAGUACAGUGUGUCCAAUGGUCCAUUCUACAACUUUUGUCGCUCUUCAACUAUCAGCAGAUAUCUCCAGGGUAGAGGAUUACUUCCAGAAAUUGUUGCCAUCAUCCUUGGUUCCUGGAAACAAGGAACUCGUAAACAGUAUUCCAUGGCAUGGAAAAGAUGGCUGUUUUGGUGUUCACAGAAAUGUAAGAAUCCCCUUAAAGCAACUGAAAUGGAGGUAAUAUCGUUUUUAUAUUUUUUGCAUCUAGACAAGAAGUCAUAUUCGGUGCUGAAUUCUCACAAGGCUAUGUUAUUGCAGACUCUGUCAUUGUUAGGAAAUGAUUGGUGUGAUUCACCUAAUUUGAUUAAACGUUUUAUGAGAGGGAUUUUUAUUUUAAAACCGGCGUUACCGAGAUACAAGUUCACAUGGGAUGUGACAAUAGUUUUGAAAUUGCUUAGUACUUGGUAUCCUUUAGAAACUUUAAAUUUAAAGUUUUUAACUUUAAAAGUUACGGCACUUAUAGCGUUAGCAUGUGCUCCUAGAGCUCAGACAAUUAUGUCACUUGAUUUGAAUUAUAUGAAGGUACAUAAUUCUUAUUGUGUGUUUUAUUUCCCGAAUCUAUUGAAGACUUCAGUCGUGGGAAAAGAAAAUAAUUUUUGUGUUAAAUUUGAGCAUUUUAGGAAAGAAAGUUUGUGUGUAUAUCAUACAUUAUUAUAUUAUAUCAAAGUAACGGAACAGUUGAGACUAUCUGAUCAAUUAUUAAUUUCAUAUGUAACAUUUAAUGCAGUUACAUCAAGCACUAUUGCUAGAUGGCUAAAGACAGUGUUACAAUUGUCAGGCAUUGAUGUUGCCAUUUUUAAGGCCCAUUCUUUUCGUGGGGCCUCGGUAUCGGCAGCAGCAAGAAGUCAGAGAUGUUCAAUUAAAAAUAUCUUGAAUACAGCUGGUUGGAAAUCGGACAAUAACUUUUACAAGUUUUAUUAUAGACCUAUUAUUGAAAAUGAGGAUCUGUCUUUUUCUACAGCUGUUUUUUCC